This is a messenger RNA of Striga hermonthica, 615 nucleotides long. NCBI's taxonomy places the organism in Eukaryota, Viridiplantae, Streptophyta, Magnoliopsida, Lamiales, Orobanchaceae. The record is from the annotation of a GenBank genome assembly.
AUGAAAGGAAAGCCGAAGGAGUUGGACCUCGAUUUGCAGGUCCCUUGUGGCUGGGAAAAACGCCUCGAUUUGAAGUCAGGAAAAGUCUAUCUCCAGAGAUGCAACUCGUCCAACUCAUCAUCCUCCACGUCAGAUCCAAAACCCCGGCCGCCGCCAGCUGUCGCCUCCAAAUUCCAAGACCUUAAUUUCCCGCCCACGUCAUCGAAACCGACGACACUCGCGCUUUUCGAUGACGCCGGCUUGGACUUGAAGCUCGUGGCCCCACCGCCCUCCGCGACGUCGGCAUCGAACUACCAAAGCGUGUGCACGCUCGACAAAGUUAAGUCCGCGCUCGAGAGGGCCGAGAAGGAGACUUUUGUUAGGAAACGCUCGAUUUCUAUGUCGAAGUCGAAGUCGAAGUCGUGUUCUCCAACCCGGUCAACCUCAUCGUCGUCCGUUGAUCUCGAACGUGACGAUGAGGAGAAAUCGACGGCCUCGAUUGCAGCGGGAUGUCCCGGUUGCUUGCUUUACGUGCUGGUAUCGAGAGGAAACCCCAAGUGCCCGAGAUGCAACCACGAGGUGCCAUUGCCGGGUUCGGUUAAGAAGCCGAAAAUCGAUCUUAAUAUGUCUAUUUGA